AUGGUGGAAUUUGCCGGCGGUGUGAAAGGAAUCGCCUUAAAUCUUGAGAAUGAGAAUGUAGGUAUUGUUGUCUUUGGUAGUGAUACCACUAUUAAAGAAGGAGAUCUUGUCAAGCGCACUGGAUCUAUUGUGGAUGUUCCUGCGGGAAAGGCCAUGUUAGGCCGUGUGGUCGACGCCUUGGGAGUACCUAUUGAUGGAAAAGGGGCUCUAAGCGAUCACGAACGAAGACGUGUCGAAGUGAAAGCCCCAGGGAUUAUUGAGCGUAAAUCUGUGCACGAACCCAUGCAAACAGAGUGA
Messenger RNA from Triticum turgidum subsp. durum (durum wheat), 297 nucleotides. Lineage: Eukaryota; Viridiplantae; Streptophyta; Magnoliopsida; Poales; Poaceae. The record is from the annotation of a GenBank genome assembly.